Molecule: messenger RNA, 1263 nt
Organism: Python bivittatus (Burmese python)
Lineage: Eukaryota; Metazoa; Chordata; Lepidosauria; Squamata; Pythonidae
Source: RefSeq, a predicted model, not a curated record
AUGUCUGACUGGGAGGCGGACAGUGAUGAGGGCGAGCCUUGCGUGUCCCCCGCUAAGCCUCCCCUGAGCGAGUCGCGCUCGGAGACGGCGGGUCCUUCGCGGGCUUUGGGGACCCGUCCGGUGGGCGAAGAUAAAGAGGGGAGAGGCGACGGGAAGAGAUGGGGCUCGCGGCCGGCGUCUGCCCGCGAGCCAUGGCAGUCGGGGACCCUAGAAUAUCGGGCACGCGGCUCCUUUAGAGGAGGAGGCAGGCGGCGGGUGGAGUCCCUCCCAUUGUGCUUCCACCUGGAUAAUGCUCUCGUUGGAACCCUCAUAGGUCGGGGUGGAACUAAAAUUAAGGAGCUUGAGGAAUCAUCAGGUUGCAAAAUACAGGUUGCAAAGGGAAAUUAUAAAGCUGAAAUAAAGAUAUUUGGUGGAAAUGAUAAGCAGACAAAAGCUAAAAUGUUGAUUGACAAUCUUGUUGAAAAGUAUAGUCAAAACAAUACAGGAGAAAAAUGUAUUAAAGAUUCCUUUAAGUACAAGGAUAUUGGAAGUACUUCUUACAGUGAAAGUCAAUCUGUAGUUUUCAACUCUGGAUUUAAUAGUCCAAAACAACCCAUUAAUUGGGCCUCCCUUCGAGAAAACAAAGCUAAAUAUGAAGCCAUGAAGUGGGCUGAUUUGCCUCCAAUUGAAAAGUGCUUUUACAAAGAAGAACCAAAGAUUGCUUUUAUGUCGCAAGAAGAAGCUGAUAAGUGGCGAAAAGAAAACAAUAAUAUCACAUGUGAUGAUCUGAAAGAUGGUGAAAAACGUCACAUUCCCAAUCCUAUUCAUAAAUUUGAAGAGGCUUUUAAACAUUAUCCUGACAUUAUGGCAAAUAUAAAGAAAGUUGGUUUUCAGAAGCCUACUCCAAUUCAGUCACAGGCUUGGCCAAUCAUACUUCAAGGAUUUGAUCUCAUUGGAAUAGCACAGACGGGUACUGGAAAGACACUAGCUUAUCUAAUGCCUGGAUUCAUUCAUUUGGAUUCACAACCAGUUUCUAGAGAAAAACGAGGUGGACCAGGUAUGUUGGUUCUCACUCCCACUCGAGAACUGGCACUUCAAGUGGAAGCAGAGUGCUUAAAAUAUUCUUAUAAAGGAAUUAAAAGCAUUUGCAUAUACGGUGGUGGAGACCGGAAAGGACAGAUCAGUGUGGUUACCAAAGGCGUGGACAUUGUUAUUGCUACUCCUGGUAGAUUGAAUGACCUGCAAAUGAACAGUUUCAUAAAUCUGAGGAGCAUAACAUACUUG